GGCUUUGAGAUCUGAUGUAUCUGUCUGCGUUGUGGCCUUUCUGCGACGGUAUUUUCGGGCGCGGCUCAUACGCGGCGUAUUUCGGGCCAAAUGUCCGUUUUGACCUUGCACAAUCCUCACCGAAUGGUAUCUCCUCCGGCCAUACUUGACCUGAUUUCCCCUCGGGGCGAGUCGUCCCGUCCGUAUGUCACUUUGACAUGGGCUCAAUCACUCGAUGCGAAGAUUGCCGGAGAGGGAGGCAAGAGAGUAAUUCUGAGCGGCCCGGAGAGUAUGCUCAUGACUCAUUGGAUGAGAUCGAGGCACGAUUCCAUAUUGGUCGGGAUCAACACGCUCUUACUUGACGAUCCGCGAUUACAAAUCAAUCUCUUACCUGAUGAUCCGUCGUUGUCCUCACCUCAACCUCUGAUCCUCGAUCCACAGCUCAGAUUCCCGACUACGGCCCGGAUUCUCGCGGCUUGGCGUGAUUCUCAAGGCAGGAGCAGGAGAGUACGACAGCCAUGGAUCCUAUGUGGAGACCAUGUAGCGUCGGCGAGACAGAAAGAGAUGGCGGACGCGGGUGCAAGAGUGGUACCUGUCCCAUUGUCACAUGGCCGGAUCAACCCCAACGACCUUCCUGACAUCUUGACCCGACUGAAUCUCUCCUCCGUCAUGAUCGAAGGCGGAUCCGCUAUCCUCUCGUCCUUUCUCCAUGCCCCGUCCAGAUCUGACGGAACGCCUUUGGUCGACAAUGUAGUCAUCACCGUCGCUCCAAUGUUCAUCGGUAAGGGGGUAGGUGUGAUACCUGAAGGUCAAGGAGAUUCCAUGCCCGAGCUGCAGACGGUACAUACGGAGACAUUGGGCAAGGACGCGGUCAUGGUGUGCAGGAUCGUUUGAGUGGAAGUAAGCAGGGAUCCUGAGGACACGCGCCGCAGCAACGGGAUCAGUCUCCGCACCGUGAUCAAAAGUCAUACAUCGUAAUGGAGCUUUGGUCCAAGCGAGAAGAAAUAGGAUCUGGCUCUCGGAUAUCCGUUCAGGAGCGAUCCCGGUGAGGCUCGUUCAGCAUUUGCAGGAGCCUUUGCAUGAGUUGUUUGCGAGGUCAUCCUCGCUCAGCACACUCAGGAGGCUAAAGGUGCUGGCGACGAUCGAAUGCUUAUCGUCUUUAUGAGACAAGAUGAUGAUAUUCG
Messenger RNA from Kockovaella imperatae, 1163 nucleotides. Its product is annotated as dihydrofolate reductase-like domain-containing protein. Bases 91 to 873 code for a protein of 260 amino acids. Gene Ontology annotation, molecular function: 5-amino-6-(5-phosphoribosylamino)uracil reductase activity. The transcript has 4 exons. The record is from RefSeq and is a predicted model, not a curated record. NCBI's taxonomy places the organism in Eukaryota, Fungi, Basidiomycota, Tremellomycetes, Tremellales, Cuniculitremaceae. Gene Ontology annotation, biological process: riboflavin biosynthetic process.